AUGGUAAAAGCAGUAUUGGGUGGAGACAAGGCAGCAGUGGCAGCCUCAAAUGCUGCCUUCUCAAAUGCUGGUAUUGGUAGAACUGGAACAUAUUUAGCUUUAGAUUAUCUGAUACAACAAGCUCAAGCUGAAAAUUCUGUAGAUAUUUUUUCUUGUGUAUCACAGAUGAGACAAGAAAGAGUUAACAUGGUCCAGACUGUGGACCAGUACAUCUUGCUUCAUGAUGCUCUAACAGUUUGGUAUAUAGCUGAUGAUACAACAACAUCAAUAACAAAUUAUCCUCAAAUAUAUAAUCAACUUCUACAACAAGAUAAACAUAAUAAUACAUCACAAUUACAACAUAAAUAUCAGUUGAUGAAUAAAAUAAGUUGUAAGAUAGAUAAAGAUGGUUACUCAGAAGCUCUUAAACCAGAAAAUAUAAAUAAAAAUAGAGAUCAAAAUGUGUUAGCUGCUAAUUCUGCUAGAUUGAUGAUAAUGAGAUCAGCCUAUGAGAAUUCUUCCGAUUAUAUCAACGCAGUUUAUCUUCCGAUUCUAUCGUUUCGUUUUGGCCCCCAGAGUUACAAGAAAAAAAGAGGUUAUAUUGCUACUCAAACACCUCUACCAAAUACAGUAGAAGAUUUCUGGUUAAUGGUUUUAAACUCAGAAACAAAAGUGAUCAUAGCUUUAGAUGACAAAAAGGAAAAUAAUGUUGGUGAAUAUAUACCUAAAACAGAAAUAAAGUAUGGUGAAGUGAUGAUAAAACGAGGAAAAGAAGAUAAAAAUAGUCAUGGCUAUUAUGAUGUUAUUUCCUGUGAAAUAUCUCAAGAAUCAGAUAACAUAAACAGAACUGUAAAAGUAUAUCAAUGUCAUUUCUGGAAAGGUCAGAAGAAAAUACCUGAAAGUUCAAUGUCAAUAUUCACCUUAUUAGAAGAGAUUUCCAGUAUAAAUAAUAGUGGUCCUCUGAUAGUCAGUUGUUUGAAUGGUGCCAAUAAAAGUGGACUGUUGUGUGUUUUAGCUGCUAUAUUAGAAAGAUUAACAAUAGAACAAGAUGUUAGCAUUAUUCAAACUAUUUUACAACUACGUAUUUCUAGACCAGAGAUUAUCAAUUCUUUUGAACAGUUUCAAUUUUCUUUUGGAGCAAUUGAAGAAUACCUGGAUAAUUUUUCGAAUUAUGCCAAUUCAUGUUGA
Lottia gigantea (owl limpet) is the source of this 1167-nucleotide messenger RNA. RefSeq lists its product as hypothetical. Lineage: Eukaryota; Metazoa; Mollusca; Gastropoda; Lottiidae. Gene Ontology annotation, molecular function: protein tyrosine phosphatase activity. The coding region runs from base 1 to 1167 and encodes 388 amino acids. The record is from RefSeq and is a predicted model, not a curated record. The transcript is spliced from 11 exons. Gene Ontology annotation, biological process: protein dephosphorylation.